Messenger RNA from Entrophospora candida, 3258 nucleotides. Lineage: Eukaryota; Fungi; Glomeromycota; Glomeromycetes; Entrophosporales; Entrophosporaceae. The record is from the annotation of a GenBank genome assembly.
AUGGACCCAAAUCCAACUGGAAAAAUUCCUAAUGUAGUCAAUGAAGCGACAUCUGAGCCAACACCUUCAUCAGAUGCAGAAAAGAUACGUUUAAAAAGAUUAGCAAAAUUACAACAACAAUUCAACAGUGAAUCUUCAUCUUCAUCUGCCAGUAAUAACGCAGCAUCGAGUGCUAUAGUUUUUCCUAAAUCAAAUGCUGAACAAAAAAACGUAUCUGCAACUACACAAAUAACAGCACCAAAACCAACCACUAUUACCAAUACUACUAAUGUACCACCAUCAUCAUCAAAGAUUAAUAUAACUCGGGAAACUACGAUACCGGCAACGUACUUGCAAAAAACUCAACAACCAGUUAGAUCUUUUGAAGAUUGGCAAAAUGAUGCCAUCUCCAAAGUACUGCAAAUCACCCUUGAUAAAUCGGUAGCCGAAAAAAAUCCAAGUCAAAUAAUCUAUCUUAAUUCUCUCGUGAAAGAAUUAAAGAAGGAAAACCCUGAAGUAACCUCUUUCAAACUUAAUAGAUCUAAUCUUGAAAAUGCACUAUAUACUCGACUAUCUAUUGAUCCUAACGAGAUGACUGACGAUGAUGAAACUUUAGUUGCGAUUUCAAAUCUGAGUGAUAAAUCUUCGUUCGAUUAUCUUUUAGAUUGUUGGAAGAGAACUUCUGAAAUCAAAAGAAGUAUAAUGAAUCGUUCUUCAAAGAAUUUAGAACAAUCUGUUGUCAAUGAACGAAUAAAAUUUAUAGAUGAUGUUAAAGAUUUAAUUGUAAAUUAUGCUGUUUUAGCUAUUACAUAUCCGGAAACAUUUUCAUCGACAGAUUUCGAAUCCAAUGAAGGAAUGCCACGGGAAUUUGUUCAAGAGUUCGCAUUAAAAGUUGAAAACGACAAUUUUGUAGAAGUAUUUGCACCAACUCUGAUAGCUAUUUCAGCACAAAUGCGUAUAAAAGAUCUACUAAAUGACUAUUUGCCUCUUUUGAACGUAUUUGCUAACUUAACGGAUAUUAAACCUAUAGCUGCAAGACUCUUCUUGUUGCCAAGUUGGAACCCACAUUACUCAACACCUAGAUCCUUUGAAUUAGAAUCACUUCUAGGUCCAUUUUGUCGUAUAUCUGUUUUUCCGAUGGAUAAGCCUAAAAUUGCAGAAAAUUAUUUUGGUAAUCUUGAGCGUGUUCGUCAGUCAGAUAUUGAUUAUGGGAUAGAAAAUUUGAGAAUUGCCAUGCAAAACAUACAGAAAAUAAUUUUCAGAGUAUUUAAUAAUGUCAUUCGUUCUGAUGCAUCAGCACGUGAAGCUGCUCUGGAGUAUUUUGGCAAAGCUAUUAAAUUGAAUGAAAAAAGGGCGCAAAUGCAGGUUGAUCCAUUACAAGUGGGAACUGAUGGAUUUUUGGUUAAUUUAACUAAUGUUUUAUUAGAUUUUGCAGAUCCUUUUAUGGAUGCUCAAUAUUCAAAGAUCGACCGUAUUGACAUUGAUUAUUUUCGUAAAUCCAAACGAAUUGAUAUCAGUCAAGCGACUAAAAUCAAUGCAAAUCAACAAGAUUCUGAAUCAUAUUAUUCUUCUUCACUUGAAAAUACUAAUGCGCCAAAUUUUAUUUCGGAAAUAUUCUUUUUAACGAUAGCAAUACAUCAUUAUGGACCUUUGCAUUGUUUUGAAAAAUAUAACAAUUUAAUUAGAGAUCUUUCAGAACUUCAAAAACAAUAUGAUAGAAUGAAAGCCGAGCAAGCUAACUGGAUUGGUGUAAGCCUUCUUGAUUAUUCUGCCUUAUUAAACGAAGGACUUUUGAAACGUUGCAAAGAACAACUUGAGGAAUGGGCUUCUCAUAAAUUUGUUUAUGAUUCACAAUUAUUGAAUUCUUUUGCCUUAUCACAUUCUUUCCAAUUUUAUAAUUUGGUAAUGAAUUGGGUAUUAAGGAUUGUGGAUCCCGAAAAAAAGCAUCCACAAAAACAAAUACAGCUGCCAUUACCACCAAAUCCACCAGAAAAAUUCACAAUGUUACCUGAAUAUAUUAUUGAGGAUAUAACAGAAUUUUUCCUAUUUGUUUCAAAAUAUAAUACAAGAAUUUUUCUAAGUAACUCAUGUGACGAAAUUUUAAUUUUCAUUAUCACAUUUCUUAAAUCUCCAUCUUACAUAAAGAAUCCAUAUUUAAAGGCUAAGUUUAUAGAUAUUUUAUACUUUUCUACAUUGAGGAGUGAACGAGAAGGUAGUUUUGAAGCUCUGUUAAAUACACAUCCAAUUUCAUUAAAUCAUUUGAUGGCAGCUUUGAUGCAAUUUUAUGUUGAGGUUGAACAAACUGGAGCACACACGCAGUUUUAUGAUAAAUUCAAUAUUCGAUAUAAUAUUUCACAAAUAUUUAAAACGAUAUGGAAAAAUAAUUUACACAAAGAAAAAUUAAAGGAGGAGAGUAGGAAAACAGAAUCAUUUGUUCGAUUUGUUAAUUUAUUAAUGAAUGAUGCAACAUUUUUAUUGGACGAAAGCUUGAAAAAAUUAAUUGAAAUUCAUGAAAUACAAAUUGAAAUGGAUAAUAAGGAACAGUGGGAUAGUCAACCUCAGAAUCGACGUCAAGAACGUGAGGCAUUGCUUAAAUCUUUGGAAAGACAAGCCACAUCAUAUAUGGGACUUGGCAAUGAGACAGUUCAUAUGCUUAAAUAUAUGACAUCAGAAGUGGUUGAACCAUUUCUUACACCAGAAAUAGUUGACAGAUUAGCUGCAAUGUUGGAUUAUAAUAUAGUGUGUUUAGUAGGACCUCGUUGCAUUGAUCUCAAAGUUAAAGAUCCAGAUAAAUACAGAUUCCAACCGAAAAAAUUAUUAUCGAGGAUAUUAACAGUUUUUUUGAAUCUGUGUAAACAUAGCGAAUUUAUAUAUGCUGUAGCUAGAGACGGCAGAAGUUAUAAGAAAGAAAUGUUUUCCAAAGCUGCAGGUAUUAUGAAUAAAUUUGGUAUGAAAUCUGAUGCUGAUAUUAAGAAAUUGGAAAAAUUUGUAAACGAAGUUGAGGAGGUUAUCAGGGAAGAAGCUGCUGAUGAAAAGGAAUUGGGUGAUAUUCCAGAUGAAUUUAUGGAUCCGAUUAUGUGUCAAAUUAUGAAAGAUCCCGUGACUUUACCAGAAUCAAAGCAAAUAGUUGACAGAAGUACCAUUACGACUCAUCUUUUAAGCGAUCCAACUGACCCAUUUAAUCGCAGGCCAUUGAAAAUUGAACAAGUUAUACCAAAUACAGAAUUAAAGGAAAGGAUUAACGCCUUUAUAAAUGAAAGCAAAAGGCAAAAAAAAUAA